AUGGCCAGAACUGAAGGCAUAAAACUGCUGUACUGUUCUUCUAGGUUAAAUCAAUGUAUUAAAACAUUGUUCAGAUCCUAUGUGGCGCAACUGGAGCCUAUAUAGUGCUAUGAAGACUAUGAGAGUUAGUCUGGAGAGUAACAUAUCUUCUAGAGAAUAGACUUGAUAUUCCAUUCUUCUGCAAUGGUUAAUUCACACAGAAAACGAAUAUUUAAUGUUUAUAUAGGAUUUUACUGUACAGCAAUCAUCUUACCUAAAAUAUGCAUUUGUUCUCGGUUCUCAAUGCCAUCUAGUGAUCAGUUCAAUCAGGACCUUGGGGCUUUCCCGGCAGCCACCAAUGGGGAACCAUUUCCUUGGCAUGAGCUAAGGCUCCCCAACACGGUCAUUCCUCUUCACUAUGACCUUUUUGUUCAUCCAAAUCUCACCUCCCUGGACUUCGUUGCAUCUGAGAAGAUUGAAGUCUUAGUCAGAGAUGCCACCCAAUUUAUCAUCUUACACAGCAAAGAUCUCGAAAUCAUGAAUGUCACCCUUCAUUCAGAGGAAGAUUUGAGAUACAGGAAACCAGGGAGAAAGCUGGAUGUUUUGAGUUAUCCUGCUCAUGAGCAAAUUGCUCUGCUGGUUCCAGAGAAACUUACGGCUGACCUGAAAUACUAUGUGGCCAUUGACUUUCAGGGCAAGUUAGCUGACGGCUUUGAAGGGUUUUAUAAAAGCACGUACAGAACUGUUGGUGGUGAAACAAGAACAAUCGCAGUAACAGAUUUUGAACCAACUGAGGCGCGAAUGGCUUUCCCUUGCUUUGACGAACCAUUGUUCAAAGCCAACUUUUCCAUCACGAUAAGAAGAGAGAGCAGACACAUUGCACUAUCCAACAUGCCAAAGGUUAAGACAAUUGAACUUGAAGGAGGCCUCUUGGAAGAUCAUUUUGAAACUACUGUAAAAAUGAGUACAUACCUUGUAGCCUACAUAGUUUGUGAUUUCAUGUCUGUGAGUGGGACAACCUCAUCAGGGGUCAAGGUGUCCAUUUAUGCAUCCCCAGACAAAUGGAGUCAAACUCAUUAUGCUUUGGAGGCAUCAUUGAAGCUACUUGAUUUUUAUGAAAGUUACUUUGAUAUCAACUAUCCACUCCCAAAACUGGAUCUAAUUGCUAUCCCUGACUUUGGAUCCGGAGCCAUGGAAAAUUGGGGCCUCAUCACAUACAGAGAGACAUCACUACUCUUUGAUCCAAAGACCUCUUCUGCUUUUGAUAAACUAUGGGUCACCAGAGUCAUAGCCCAUGAAUUAGCACACCAGUGGUUUGGCAACCUGGUUACCAUGGAAUGGUGGAAUGACAUUUGGCUCAAUGAGGGUUUUGCAAAGUACAUGGAACUUAUCUCUGUUAAUGCUACAUAUCCAGAGCUACAAUUCGAUGACUAUUUUUUGGAAGUGUGUUUUGAAGUAAUUAAAAGAGAUUCACUAAAUUCAUCCCAUCCUAUCUCCAAUCAAGCAAAAACUCCUACUCAAAUACAGGAAAUGUUUGAUACAAUUUCCUACAACAAGGGAGCUUGUAUUUUAAAUAUGCUCAAGGAUUUCCUGAGUGAGGAGAAAUUUCGGAAAGGGAUUAUUCACUACUUAAAGAAGUUCAGCUAUCGAAAUGCUAAGAAUGAUGAUUUGUGGAGAAGCAUGUCAAAUGGUUGUUUAGAAGGUGAUUUUACAUCUGGUGGAUUUUGUUAUUCCGAUUCCAAGAGGACAAGCAGCACACUCACCUUUCAGGGGGAAGAUGUGGAGGUCAAAGAGAUGAUGGCUACGUGGACUCUGCAGAAAGGAAUCCCCCUCGUGGUGGUUGAGCGAGAAGGACGUUCGCUGAGACUGCGACAGGAGCGCUUCCUGAGCGGGGUGUUCAAAGAGGACCCUGCAUGGAGGGCCCUGCAGGAAAGGUACCUUUGGCACAUCCCAUUGACCUACUCCACGAGUUCCUCUAAUGUGAUUCACAGACACAUUUUAAAAUCAAAGACAGAUAUUCUGGAUUUACCUGAAAAUACCCACUGGGUGAAAUUCAAUGUGAACUCAAAUGGCUACUAUAUUGUUCACUAUGAGGGGCAUGGAUGGGACCAACUCAUUCAACAGCUGAAUCAGAACCACACACUUCUCAGACCUAAGGACAGAACAGGUCUGAUCCACGAUGCAUUUCAGCUAGUAAGUGCAGGAAGGUUGACCCUAGACAAAGCUCUCAACCUGACCCGCUAUCUCCAACAUGAAACAAGCAGCCUUGCACUGCUCAAAGGUCUGGGAUACUUAGAAUUGUUUUACCACAUGAUGGACAGACGCAAUAUCUCAGAUGUCACUGAAAACCUCAAGCAUUACCUUCUCCGGUAUUUCAAGCCAGUGAUUGACACACAAAGCUGGAGCGAUGAGGGCUCCGCCUGGGACAGGAUGCUCCGCUCCACCCUGUUGAAGCUGGCCUGUGACCUGAACCAUGCUCCUUGCAUUCGGAAGGCAACUGACCUCUUCUCUCAGUGGAUGGAAUCCAGUGGGAAAUUAAAUAUCCCAACAGAUGUUUUAAAGAUUGUGUAUUCAGUGGGUGCUCAGACAACAGCAGGAUGGAAUUACCUUUUGGAGCAAUAUGAACUGUCAAUGUCAGGUGCUGAAAAAAACAAAAUUCUGUAUGCAUUGUCAACCAGCAAAUACCGGGAAAAGUUAAUGAAAUUAAUUGAUCUAGGAAUGGAAGGAAAGAUUAUCAAGACACAGGACUUGGCAUCUCUUCUUCAUGCAAUUGCUAGAAAUCCAAAGGGACAGCAAUUAGCCUGGGAUUUUGUAAGAGAUAAUUGGACACAUCUCCUAAAAAAAUUUGGCUUGGGCUCAUUUGAUGUGAGAAUAAUCAUCUCUGGCACAACAUCUCACUUUUCUUCCAAGGAUGAGUUACAAGAGGUGAAACUGUUCUUUGACUCUCUUAAAGCUCAAGGAUUACAUCUGGAUAUUUUUCAAAUUGUUCUGGAAACCAUAUCCAAAAAUAUUAAGUGGCUGGAGAAGAAUCUUCCCACUCUAAGGACUUGGCUACUGGCUAGGACUUAAAUGGUCAAUACAAAGAGCACAUCAGAUGCACAUUACAUCUUCUUGACAUUGGCAAAGCUCAAGUCAGAGUUCCAGAUAUUUUGUCUAAGAAGCCUCAAGAAAUCAGCCAGCACAACUGCCUGUUCUAAGCUAUGGUCUCUAGUGGACCAGUGUAUGGCAUUGAAGGUAGGGUAAGGCCAGUUCAUAGCCCUUUUAAAAGUAAACUUUUCUGAAUAUAUGGGGAGAUAUAGAUAUGGACAUAUAGAUAUACCUGUAAUAGUUUAGCUGCUGCAGCACAAACUAUCUACAUUGCCUCACAUUAUGCCACUCUUUUGCUACUUUGCUGCUUUUUAACCUUGCCCAGUAUCCUGGAGUUUACCCAACCAGUUUACUUCCAGGGAAACACAGCAAAUCCAUGAAAUAAAUCUUUCAUUUGCAUCCUGCUAUCUCCCCCUCUCCCUGUCCUUGAACUUAGCCUGAGUAGUUUAAUUAUUACCAUUUAUGGAAAAUCUGAAUCAAAUAUAAAGCAAAUAUCAGGAUAACAGAGGCUCUGUCACCAAAUCUCAGAUUAUUAGAAACUAGAUGUCAGAGUUUAUCCAGGAGGCCAGGAGGGCCUCUUGGCUUGAGCCUCACAUUCAUGAAGAGCCUCAAGGAUAACCUUUUGAGGUCAUCUCGAAAGGAAGUAAAAUCUAUAGUCACAGAGGUACAGGAGAGAAAGACUAUACCACACCACUUUAAUCCAUACAUGGUUACAUUAUUUAUAAACCUUUUGAAAGAAUUAGAUUAUAUUGUGUAUAUUUGGGUUAAAUAGUGGUUUAAUGUAAAUAUUUAAAUGCAUCAUCUUUUUGUAACCCAAUUUUAGUAUUUCUUCAUGUUUUAAGGAAACCUCUUGAUCUCUGAAAUGCUUUUCUAAAUGCUUCUCUUGUUUGAAUAAGAUAUUUGGAAUAAAGAAAACACCCCUCUACAUCCAGGCAGUACAUGUAAUAUAUUAAUGGUCCCACAUAUGAAUCAGUUUGAAGUAUAAUAAGUUAUAAAAAGUUGUGAAUAAAUGAACCAAUGAUUA
This is a messenger RNA of Eptesicus fuscus (big brown bat), 4090 nucleotides long. RefSeq names its product endoplasmic reticulum aminopeptidase 2 (gene ERAP2). The transcript has 19 exons. Gene Ontology annotation, cellular component: cytoplasm. The record is from RefSeq and is a predicted model, not a curated record. Gene Ontology annotation, molecular function: peptide binding; metalloaminopeptidase activity; zinc ion binding. Gene Ontology annotation, biological process: peptide catabolic process; proteolysis. Lineage: Eukaryota; Metazoa; Chordata; Mammalia; Chiroptera; Vespertilionidae.